UUGCUCUGGGGAUGGAUUGCUAGAGUAUUUACCAUAAUGAUACGAUUAGUCAGACAAACAAUCCCAUGAUCUGAGCUCCAUCGCAGCUGAUUUCCCAUUCUCUCUUUCUCUCUCCCUCCGGCUCUCUUUCCCCCUCCUCCGUUUGUGCGUCUCUCUCUCCUCUCUCGCUCUGUAGCAUCCCACUGCUGUCUUGUCACUAGGCCAAGGGAACACAGCAGCACACUCUUUGUACUUCCUGACUAUACCUUUCUCUCUCUCUCUCUCGCUCUCCUUCCGCUCUCCCUAUCUCUUCACCUCUCUAUCUCUGAGUUUUUGUAGGAGAGGGAUGUCCAGCCUCUCAGGUCCAAUCUGUUAGUGUAGCGAUGGGGCCUAGACUAGCUAAUUUCUUGGCUGUAAUCAGAUUAGCAGGCACUGAGCAGCUUUAGUUAGCCCCUGUCUCCCUGCAUGCCUGCAACCUGUCUAGUUAGCCAGUUAGCUAUUAGCGUUAGUGCUGGAGGAGUCUAGAGGGGAGCUGUCAAGAGACUCAGCCUAGCGUCGUAGCCACAGCCUCAACGCUCCACUCAAACGCUACACUGCCGACGCUACUACGUACUACUACUCCUGCUCAGCUCACUCCCUCUCCUGUCUUUCUGUCCCUGUCUCUCUCUCUCUCUCUCCCGUGCUGCUCAUCCCGGGGCAGUUACUGACUGCCUUUGUUUCUCUGCAUCACCUUGCAGUCAGUUGCCUGCCUGUGGGUUGGACCUCAGCACUUCUCACUUUUUCUCUCCAGCUCUCUUUUUAUUUCAAUCUGUCCGCUGUACCUACCUGGUAUUGCAAAAAUGUAUCGGAGCGCAAACCCAUGGAUCUCAAACUACCUGAGCCAUGUCAAGUUCUGCGGCCAAGAACUUGGGAGUGAGACCCCCAUCAAACUUGGGAAGGCAAGACUUUUACAGAAGAGGGCUCUUAGCUUCCAGAAAGUGUUCUUGUUCGAAGAGAAAAAUACCCUGGCCAAGAACACCAAGGAUAUAGAUGUAAAUCUCUUGGCAAGCCUCCCUAAAGUUUCAGAAUUGAGGAAGCGUUUUGAAGGCAUCAGCCCAAGCACUAGCUGUGACUGGGAAAUGAACAGGAAGGAGAGGAUUGCCCGGCGGUUGGAGGGCAUAGAGAGCGAAGUGCAUCCCGCCAUAUUACCCAGCUGCCCAGGCCUGGUGACCAAUCAGCUGGUAGAGGAAGACACGCCCCGUUAUACACGCGCCUCGGACACCUGUGACCCCUGUGUUGUCACAGUACAACGUUACAGUAAGGAGGACAUGGAGAGUCCAGAGAUUAUGACCCAUCAGCUGGUCACUGCUCCAGAGAGGCAGUCCAGAGCCCGGUGCAGACCCGAGGAACAGACCCAGACCAUACUCACCGAACCCACAGACCUCUCUGGUUCCGACCUGGACUCCAAGGUGGAGCGGAUCGCUCGCUACAAGGCAGAAAGGCGUCGCCAGUUGGCCGAGCGCUAUGGUAUCUCGCUGGACCAAGAGCCAGACACUACUGUCACCGACCACUUCUCUUCCCGAUACGGUGCCUCCUGUGGACUCAAGGAGUUGGCUUCUUCCUCUGAGAGGCAACAGGGCUACACACACCCAGAAACACGCUGCAGGGCAGAGUCUGUGGGGGACGAACACUCCUACACAUCCAGUAGAUCCAGGGUGGGUAGAGUGUCCCCCCCACCACAGGGCUACGGCAAGCCUGACCAGGGGCGACCCAGGGUUGACUCGUUCACAGAGAGGGAGAGGGUGGAGAACCUGGAGAACCAGCGCAGGGCGGCUCAGCAGGAGAGGAACAUCAAAGCCCCCGAGCCGCAGCCGCCAUCUUCCUCCACCUACAUGGAUGUGGCAUCGUCGACCUCUGCCAAAGUGCCCGUUGCUAAGCACAACACCAUCAUGGGGUUGCCUCCUAGCUCACCCAAGACUGGCCGGAAGUCCUUGCUGCCCUCCCCCAAACAGGAGGUGUCCCCUGGGGACCUGUUCAUAGAGCAACAGGCCCACAACAUCCUCAGCAGACAGGGAAUCAGAGUUAGGGACAGACUGGCCAGGGAGGAGGGAGUUCGAAAGAGGAGUCCAGAGCUGGGCCACCAUGUCCACGAGGCCCCCCUGUACAGGAGACACCCCCAGAUCACCACCCGCUCCACAGCCUACCACCACCAUGACCCCCAGGCUCCGGCGUAUACCACCACUGACUCUCCAGGCCCCAAGUCCUACUCUCACCACCAGCCUCAGCUCACCCGUUCUGGGCAGAGUGAUGACCCCAGCUAUCUGUCCAUGACUACUGGCCCCGGUUCCGGGGCACAGCAGCCCCAGCAGCCUCUGCCAGAGGAGGAAAAGGAGAUGGAGGGAGAAGUGGAAGAAGAGGAGAAGAGGGGAGCCCCUAGGGAGGGCAGACAGGAGGUGAAGACUGAGGGACUACUGAAGAGCAGGAAAGCUGUGCUGCCAUCAGAAAUCAGAGGAGUCCAGGGAGUGGGACAGGGGAGGGAGGCUGAGCCCAGAGGAGGGUACAUGGAAAGAGGGGGAGAGAGACCCAGGAUGAGAUGGGAGGAAUCGGACACAGACCACGAACCAAUCAGACCUACGGAACAACCCAUGACCCGCCUGCAGGCUGCCGAGGUCAGAGCAGAGCUCAGAGCCUCCAGGGAGAAGGGCCAACAACUGUGGAGUGACAAUGCCAUCUACCUCCAGAGAGGCGUUGCCCCCGCCUCUACCCACAUCCAGAACAGGGGAGGAGGCCCAACCGCCACCACCAUGACCACUGAUGCCUUCAUCUCCUCCAUCCGCUCCUCAUCCGACACUGGGCCCCAUGGGGCCCCUAGAGGCUCCAUCCCCAGGGCCAAGGAGCCAUGGUCGUUCAAAGAGGCAGCAGGCCUGCAGAGGGGGGCCAUUGAAUAUGGGAUCAGAAAUAGAGACCAGAGACCACUAGAGACCAGGGACGCUCGUAUCUCUGUGGCCAAGCUUCGUCACUCCUACCUGGAAAGUGCUACAACUGCUACUGCCCCAGUCGUCAGGAAACCUGAGCUGUCUUGUUUGAGCCCAGAUCUACCAAGCACUGAAGCCGAUGAAGAGAAAUUGGAUGAGCGGGCUAAGCUGAGUGUUGCAGCCAAGCGUUCUCUCUUCAGGGAGUUGGAGAGGAACACGGAUGGGGGCUCCCCAAAACCCCCAUCACGGAACGUGGCCAUGGAGAGGCGACUGAGACGCACCCAGGACCGCUCCCAUACCCAGCCAGUCACUACUGAGGAGGUGGUCAUUGCUGCCACCCUGCAUGCGUCCUCACAGGAGAGUGCUGCAGCCAGGGAGCAGGCCAGGCAGACCCAUAAUGCACCAGAGGUCCAGAGAGAGGCCCAGCGGACGUCCUCCAAGCUCCUCCAGACUUCUUCUCCUGAGGAGAACCAGCCCCAGACCCAGAAUCAUCAGGGCCAGGGGGACGCAGAGCCGGAUCUGUCCACCUUAAGCUUGGCAGAGAAGAUGGCUCUGUUCAACAGGCUGGCCCAGCCAGCCACCAGGGUGAUCCGCACCAGGCCGGACAGCAGGGGGCGCAGGGCCAACGCCCGUUACCAGACCCAGCCCAUCACCCUGGGAGACCUGGAGCAGAUCCAUAACGGGGCCAAGUUGGGGCAGCUAUUCUCAUCUGCCCUCAGACCUGGGGCCACGGUCGCCACAGACCACACAGGGGACAUCCACUUAGCCACUGGGGGCAGGGGUAGCCCAGCAGAGGCACCCAACCCUGGGUACUAUGAAAGGUCCAUCCCCCACCACCCUAGCCCUCCCACCCAGAUCACAGAACCCUCCAAUGCCGUCUGGAGGUCUGUGCCUGGCCCCCACCACCAAGCCUCUCUGGAUCUCCAGAAGCACCAGGCUGACACAACCACCAUCCUCCCCCAGGGAGAGGAGGGCGAUCUGUGGGGAGGGAAGAGCAAGUUGCCCUCUCCGGAGGGAGGUGUCAGAAAGGCCCCCAUGCCUCAGUCCUGGUCUGGUGAGAGGGAGUGGGAGGAGGAGCAGCGUUUGGCCAGGAUGGGUGGUGGUGAGGGUGUGGAGCCCCAGCGUUUGUUGAAGGGGACAGAGACUGGUGGUGGUGGUCUCCACCAGGACCACAGGCAGCACCAGGAGCAGAGGGGCUAUCUGAGACAGUCAUCAUUAGACCUCCAGGACCCAGACGGACACAGAUCAAAGGUCAUCAGCACUGAGCUGCCAGACUCUAGUGUGUCAUCAUCGAGAGCAGCAGAGCAGCUAAGGAGUGCAUCUCUCUCUCCACACACACUGCUGCCUCAGGCUCGGGAGCUGGGCGGGGCGGACACACACACGGACGGCAGCAGUGGUCUGGGACACGCACACAGCCUGGUCCAGUCUGAGCAAGAGGACAUAGAGCUCUCAGAAGCCAUGUCGGCUAGACAGAUGUCCAUCAAAGACAGGCUGGCCCUGUUGAAGAAGAGUGGCGAGGAGGACUGGAGGAACAGGAUUAAUCGGAAGCAGGAUGUGGUGAAGGUGGCCGUGUCAGAACGUCACGCUCAGCUAUGGGAGGUGGAGCAGAGCUUCAAGAAGAAGCAGAGGAUGGGAGGGGGAGAGGAGACUACGGAAAACCAGAACCAGCCUAUCGAGAUGUCUAUCCAUGAGAGGAAGCAGCUGAUCGUGGCCCGAGAAGAGGCCUGGAAGUCCAAGGGCCACGGGGCCGCUAACGACUCCACACAGUUCACUGUGGCCGCACGCAUGGUCAAGAAAGGUCUGGCUUCUCCUUCUGCUCUCUUGAACCCUGUGACGUCUCUCCCUUCCAAACCCAAGAACACAACUCCUGCCAUCUCCAAGCCCCUGGAAGAGAUUGAGGCCAAACCGGACAUGAACCUGGAGUCGGACAGGAAACUCGAUAAGCUGGACUCUUUCCUGAGCAAGUUGAACAGUAAAGUGGGCGGCCUGCAAGAAUCCACCAUCACAGUGACGAAGAAGACGGUCAAAGAUGUCAUGAAUCUGGAUGAUGAGAUGUUCGACAAGUUUUACCGCCACAUGGCCGAGAUGCCCCUCAACAUGAACAGCAAGGUGGACAUCAAUGACGACUUUGACGACAUCUUCGGUGGUACCCAGAUGCCAAAGCUGACCUCAGCCAUGGUGGAGCACAAGCGGUCGGUGCGUCCAGUGCGCAACGUCCAGUCGUCCAGGAACCCUCUGAAGAUGCUGGCAGCCAGAGAGGACAUCCGACACGAGUACACAGAGCAGAGACUCAACAUUGGCCUGCUGGAGAGCAAGAGGAUGAAGCAAGAGAAGAUGAAUAAAAAUAGUGGAUUCUCUGAGGUGGCUCUGGCAGGUCUGGCCAGUAAGGAGAACUUCAGCAGUGUCAACCUGCGUCGUGUCAACAUCUCCGACCAGAUGUCCAACAACAGCGCUGUGCCCUACAAGAAACUCAUGCUCUUGCAAGUCAAAGGCCGACGGCACAUCCAGACCAGACUAGUGGAGCCCAGAGCGUCCUCUCUAAACAGCGGGGAUUGCUUUCUGCUCAUCACACCCCAUCACUGCUUUGUCUGGACCGGAGAGUUUGCCAACGUCAUUGAGAAGGCCAAGGCUGCUGAGCUGGCCCAGUUCAUCCAGACCAAGAGAGACCUGGGUUGCCGUGCCAAUUAUGUAGAGCUGAUCGAGGAGGGUAUCAACACACACAGCUACGCUGCCAAGGAGUUCUGGAAGAUUCUGGGUGGACAGAUCAGCUACCAGUCCGCAGGGACACCAGACGAGGAUGAGCUUUAUGAGAGCGCUAUCGUAGAAACCAAUUGCAUCUACCGCCUAGUGGACGACAAACUGGUCCCCGAUGACGACUUCUGGGGGAAGGUUCCCCGAUGCACGCUGCUCAGCCCCAAACAGGUGUUGGUGUUUGACUUUGGCAGUGAGGUGUACGUGUGGCACGGUAAGGAGGUGACUCUGGCCCAGAGAAAAGUUGCCUUCCAGCUGGCUAAACACCUGUGGAAUGGAACCUUCGACUACACAAACUGUGACAUUAAUCCCCUGGACCCUGGAGAGUGCAACUCACUCAUACCAAGGAAAGGCCAGGGCCGUCCAGACUGGGCUAUGUUUGGAAGGUUGACGCAACACAACGAGACCACCCUGUUCAAGGAGAAGUUCCUGGACUGGACAGACUCCAAGAAGAAAGGUACCAUCAAGAACGGCCAUGAGCACCUCAACGAAAACAACAAGGAGCAGCAGAGCCCGGAACAGAACAUGAUGCGGGCCUAUGAUGCCUCCCUGAUGCUGCCACUGCUCCAGACCCCGGUUCGUACGGUGUUGGAUGGGGUGGACCUGGGCCGGGGCUAUGGCCCGGUGGCGGGGGAUGACCGCAGGCACUUUGAGAUCAGCACCACCGCUGUGGACAUCUGGCACAUACUAGAGUUUGACUACAGCCGGCUGCCCAAGCAGAGCAUCGGACAGUUCCAUGAGGGAGACACCUAUGUGGUGAAAUGGAAGUACAUGGUGAGCACAGCAGUUGGGAAGAGGCAGAAUCCGGAUGCGGUGAGGAGCGCAGGAGCUGGGAAGGAGAAGUGUUCCUAUUUCUUCUGGCAGGGCCGGAAUUCUACCGUCAGUGAAAAGGGGAUGUCAGCGCUAAUGACUGUUGAACUGGACGAGGAGAGAGGAGCACAGGUCCAGGUGCAGCAGGGGAAGGAGCCUCCAUGUUUCCUUCAGUGUUUUAAUGGAGGGAUGGUGGUCCAUGCAGGGAAGAGAGAAGAGGAGGAAGAGAACUCACAGAAUGACUGGCGGUUGUACUGUGUGCGGGGGGAGGUCCCGGUGGAGGGCCACCUGCUGGAGGUAGCAUGUCACUGCAGCAGUCUGCGCUCCCGGACCUCUAUGGUGCUUCUCAGCGUCUCUAAAGCAACCAUGUACGUGUGGCACGGCUGCAAGGCCCAGCUCCACACCCGCAACGUGGGGUGCACUGCCGCCGACAAGAUCAAAGAACAGUGUCCGUUGGAGGCAGGGCUCCACAGCAGCAGUAAGGUGACCAUCCAUGAGUGUGACGAGGGGGCGGAGCCUACGGGAUUCUGGGAAGCCCUGGGAAGGAGAGAUAGGAAGGCCUACGACUGCAUGCUCCAAGAUCCAGGGAAGUUCAACUUCACCCCUCGUCUCUACCAGCUGAGCAGUACGUCUGGAGAGUUUGUUGCAAUGGAGUUCUUCUACCCAGCCAGAAUAACAGAGGAGGUCAACUCACUGCCCUUCCUACAGGAGGACCUCUACACUGCAUCUCAACCAGCCCUCUUCCUGGUCGACAACCUCCAUGAGGUCUACCUGUGGCAAGGCUGGUGGCCCCAGGACAGCGAGAGCCCUGGCUCUGCCCGUAUCCGCUGGGACGCAGACAGGAAGUGUGCCAUGGAAACGGUGCUGCAGUACUGCACAGAGAAGAAUGAGAAGAAGCCACCCAAGGCGUAUCUGAUCCAUGCGGGACUUGAACCUCUAACCUUCACCAACAUGUUUCCAUGCUGGGAACACAGAGAGGACAUAGCUGAGAUCACUGAGAGGGAGGCAGAGGUUUGUAACCAGAUAAUUCUGGUAGAGGAUGUGUUGGCACGGCUGUGUAAGACCACCUACCCCCUGGCAGACCUGCUGGCACGGCCCCUACCCGAGGGAGUCGACCCCCUACGCCUGGAGAUCUACCUAGACAAUGAUGACUUUGAGAAAGCUCUGGAGAUGUCGAGGGAUGAGUAUGAGGUGUUGCCAGGUUGGAAGCAGGUGAACGUGAAGAAAGCCAAAGGAUUGUUUUAGUACGUUGGACAGAAGGCUUGACCACCGGAUGACAUCAUCAGCAAGCGACGGGCAGUGCAUCGUGGUUCAGUUGUAACAGGAGCCCGCCACUGAGAACUCUUUAAUUUAACAUUUCACCCCUUCAUCUCUGGACUGGAGAGGGCUUGGGAACACACACUUCUGAGAACCCUACCCUGGUUGGAGGGAGGGACGAGGAAGAGAGACACAGUGGUGGAAGGAGUGAGGAUCAACAGAGUUGUGCCAGCCUCGUGUAUAGUUUUCUUAUUUUCUUAUUUUAUUUGUAUGUGUUACCAGUUUUGUUUUGUAAUUCUAAAUGUAGGUAGUUCAGAGGUAUGCGAGUGAAUGUUGAGUGGAUGUUUGUAAUGUGUCGGCACCCGGCUUUUUAAAUCAACACUAUGUGCUUGUGUGUGCUUGUGUGUGCUUGUGUGUGCUUGUGUGUGUGUGUGUGUGUGUGUGUGUGUGUGUGUGUGUGUGUGUGUGUGUGUGUGUGUGUGUGUGUGUGUGUGUGUGUGUGUGUGUGUGUGUGUGUGCUUGUGUGUGUGUGCCCGUGUGUGCCCGUGCUUGUGCGUGUGUGUGUGCGUGCUCGUGUGUGCUUGCGCGCUCGUGUGUCUGUUUGUGUGUGUGCUUGUGUGCUCGUAUAUCUGUAUGUGUGUGGGUGUGACCAUGCUUUUACAGUAUCGCCCAUACAGCAGUUUGUCUGCGAGCAGGAGAACCACUCUGUUUGACACACCCCAAACAGACUCUCUGCAAGCUGUUCUUUGUGCAUUUGUGCAUUAGAAUAAAUCAUUUAUAUUUAUAUUUACUCCAUAUUAGGAAUAAAAAUACUUUUGUGUAUUAUCUGUGAGAUAAGAAAUGAAAUACAUUGUAUUGUUAUUCAUGUUGUGGUUGUCAUAUGUUGAUAAGUAGUUGGACAAUAAUGCUCCUUUCCCAAGAGACUGUACAUGUUGCCAUUUUAUUGAACAAAUCAUGUAUCUACUACAUUCUGAAGUGUCUGUUGUCAUUGCUAGGCUGUCCUGCAUCAUUCAGGUGCUCAGAUUGAAGAGAAUUGUUGUAUUUUACAGGCAUGAAUUUACAGAAUCUUAUAAAUUCAACAUUGUAUAGUGCCUUGCUUUUAUGUACAGUUUACAUAUAGAACAAUUUUAGUCUGUGUUUUAAAGACUCUCUUUGUGAUAUAAAGGAUAUUAGAGAAAUAAACAUUGAAAUUAAA
Messenger RNA from Oncorhynchus kisutch (coho salmon), 8946 nucleotides. RefSeq names its product supervillin. Gene Ontology annotation, biological process: barbed-end actin filament capping; actin polymerization or depolymerization; actin filament severing. The record is from RefSeq and is a predicted model, not a curated record. Gene Ontology annotation, cellular component: actin cytoskeleton; cytoplasm. Gene Ontology annotation, molecular function: phosphatidylinositol-4,5-bisphosphate binding; actin filament binding. Bases 819 to 7739 code for a protein of 2306 amino acids. NCBI's taxonomy places the organism in Eukaryota, Metazoa, Chordata, Actinopteri, Salmoniformes, Salmonidae. The transcript is spliced from 37 exons.